AAAUGGGGGUCCGUCGCGGGCAGACACACGCGCGAGCUAGCUGGGCGAAAAGCAGCUCACACAUGGGCACAUUCGCACCAUUCUGGCCUCAUAACAUGUGCAGCACGGCGCGCGUCUGCGGGCGGGAGGGCAAGCCCGUUUCGCCCACCAGUGUGCGAGUGUGGGUGCGGACGUGUGUAUGUGUGUGUGUGUGUGUGUGUGUGUGUGUGUGUGUGUGUGUGUGUGUGUGUGUGGGAGUGUUUAUUGUCCGAUCCCCCCUGUCGAUGGCGUUAUGAGUGCCGGCGAUGAGCAACCAGCCGAGCCAACCACUGCACCUCGCAAUCUGCCCAAACCGGCAGGCGGGUGGCAGAAUCCGGGGUUGGGCAUGGAUGUCGACGAUAAAGAGACGACGAAAUGGAUUAGCCGCUAUUGGCCCAGCCGCCUCGCAGUCUGCCGCUUGCGCUGGGACAAGACAGCAAUCAUCGACGUGAUGUCUUGGCUCGCUUUAGAUCCGGGUUCGCUGCCAGAAAGGGGACCAACAACAGCACCGCGCAGCGCUGACAACAGCUUCUGAGCCUGUACCGCCGACAAUUGCAUUACUGCGAAGGGGGGAGCGUGGGGGAGAGAAGACGAUGGAUCAGACCGGAGAGUGGCGAGAACGUGCGCAGUUCCGAGCAUGGGCACGCAUGCGCGGGAU
This is a messenger RNA of Lasiosphaeria miniovina, 676 nucleotides long. RefSeq lists its product as uncharacterized. Bases 179 to 553 code for a protein of 124 amino acids. NCBI's taxonomy places the organism in Eukaryota, Fungi, Ascomycota, Sordariomycetes, Sordariales, Lasiosphaeriaceae. The transcript has a single exon. The record is from RefSeq and is a predicted model, not a curated record.